Bombus pyrosoma is the source of this 541-nucleotide messenger RNA. RefSeq names its product guanine nucleotide exchange factor MSS4 homolog (gene strat). Lineage: Eukaryota; Metazoa; Arthropoda; Insecta; Hymenoptera; Apidae. The record is from RefSeq and is a predicted model, not a curated record. The transcript has 2 exons. Gene Ontology annotation, molecular function: zinc ion binding; guanyl-nucleotide exchange factor activity. The coding region runs from base 150 to 509 and encodes 119 amino acids. Gene Ontology annotation, cellular component: membrane; cytosol. Gene Ontology annotation, biological process: post-Golgi vesicle-mediated transport; small GTPase-mediated signal transduction.
UUCGAUUAUCGAAAUGUCAUCGAUUAUUUCUGACUAUGAUAUUAGACUCUAGUCAGACUAGUACAUUUUGUUUCAAGUGUCAAUAUUGUUAAUGUCAAAUAGUUGUGUGACUAAUAUUUAUAAGUAUCAAACGUCUAAAAUAUAGAAACAUGUCUACGAAUAAGGAUAUCAGCACAUUGAAGGAUCAAGAUGAAAAGAACAAGACGAAAGUUUAUUGCACAUUUUGCCCAUCUAAAAUGCUUAAUGCUGGUGCAGCUCGGCUAGUCAAUAUUGAGUUUAAUCUACCCUAUAUACAUCGUAAGGGAGAAGGUGAAGCUGAUCAACAGGAGCUGAUAACCAACUAUUGGUUGGUGGAGGAUAUGUAUACGUUUGAAAAUAUUGGUGUUUCGCAUACAGUAGACAACGUAAAGUAUUUAGCAUGUGCAGAUUGUGAAAGGGGUCCAGUGGGUUGGCACGAUUUAUCUACAAAGAAAUCAUACAUUGCGCUAAGUAGAGUUAAGCACGAAUGAUUUAUAUUGAAUAAAGUUGUUUUUUAAUUUUA